Drosophila willistoni is the source of this 485-nucleotide messenger RNA. It is a transcript of the gene Acbp2, whose product is annotated as acyl-CoA-binding protein homolog. Gene Ontology annotation, molecular function: long-chain fatty acyl-CoA binding. Gene Ontology annotation, biological process: fatty acid metabolic process. The transcript has 3 exons. The record is from RefSeq and is a predicted model, not a curated record. NCBI's taxonomy places the organism in Eukaryota, Metazoa, Arthropoda, Insecta, Diptera, Drosophilidae. The coding region runs from base 56 to 319 and encodes 87 amino acids.
GUUUAGUUCUACGACCGCAAAGACAUAAAAAAAAUUAACAAUCUAAAAAUCCAACAUGUCCUUGACUGAGCAAUUCAAUGCAGCCGCCGAGAAGGUGAAGACCUUGACCAAACGUCCCAGCGAUGAUGAGUUCUUGGAGUUGUAUGCCCUAUUCAAACAGGGCACAGUUGGUGAUAACAACACCAAUAAGCCAGGACUCUUGGAUCUGAAGGGCAAGGCCAAAUGGGAGGCAUGGAACAAGCAAAAGGGCAAAUCCACUGAGGCUGCUCAACAGGAAUAUGUAAAGUUUGUUGAAGGACUUGUUGCCAAAUAUGCUUAAAACACACACACACACACACACACACACACACAGCCACAAAAGUGCAACCAAACAAACACCAAAAAGCCCCGAAAUUGAAUUUGAGACUAUAUAGUAUAGUAUAGAGAUUUGUAUGACAUUUUUUAAACAUUAUUUAGUAUGCGGAAUAAAGAUUUUCUAAUGUAAA